GCUUGGACCAGCAGUCUAACAGGGUGUCUCCGUAGUUGGAGUGGACAGAAGAGAUCCAGCUGUGAGCGCUGGACAGGAGACAAAAACUAUAUAGAGCACAUCCUCACCUGAGGGCAAACAGAUACAGCCUCCACAGGACUCUGACUUCAGCCCAAACUUACACUAAAAGCAGAGGAGCAGUUCAGGAGCGAGAGGAGGCCUCAGCACUGGAAACUACUGAACCCGCAAACACUGACAAGUGUUAAACAAACAUGAGCAUGGGGAGUCCAGGCUGUGAGCACACGGGCUGCACUGCACACUCACCUCUCUACAUCAGCCACCCCAAUGCUGACUCCAGGAUGGCCUGGCUGGACCAGGCAGAGGACAUCAAACCGCCCCGCAGCCUGCUGGGUCUGCCUGAGCUCAGCUGGACGGGGGUCUACCUCCCCUGCUACGACAGAUCACCUAUAGAGGAGAACCCAUGGGUGCUGAGGAUGACAGAGGCCCCGGCUCCCGCCACUCCUCCCUCCAGGACACCAGAGCUGAGCCCGGUCAAGCCAAACCAUUUGCAUGACCCCCCCUCUGAGAUGGAGGGUCAGGUGGAGGAGCGCUGCCUGGAGCAGGUCCAGACCAUGGUGGUGGGGGAGGUGCUGAAGGAUGUCGACACGGCUUGCAAACUGCUCAACAUUGCACCAGACCCGUUGGACUGGAGCUGCAUGCACGUUCAGAAGUGGCUCCUCUGGACCGAGCACCUGUACCGGCUGCCGCAGGUCAGCGCCAUGUUUCAGGAGCUGAGCGGGAGGGAUCUGUGCUCCAUGACAGAGGCAGACUUCAGGCAACGCUCCUCGCAGUUUGGGGACAUGCUGUACGCUCAUCUGGACAUCUGGAGAUCUGCUGCAGCAAUGAAGGAGCGCUGCCCCCCAGAAGAGGACAGCAAAUCAGCAGUUGAUGAUGAGUCCUGGUCAGAUGUGAUGCAUAACUACCCCAGCCAGCCCAUCCACCUGUGGCAGUUCCUCCGAGAGCUGCUCCUUAAGCCGCAUAACUACAGCCGCUGCAUCCGCUGGCUCAACAAAGAGAAAGGGAUUUUCAAAAUAGAAGACUCUGCUCUGGUGGCCAGGCUCUGGGGCAUCAGGAAGAACCGCCCGGCUAUGAACUAUGACAAACUGAGUCGCUCUAUACGCCAGUACUACAAGAAAGGCAUCAUUCGAAAACCCGACGUAUCGCGCAGACUGGUCUACCAGUUCGUCAACCCCGUAUGAUGAAGAGGAUCGGCUGAUCCGAAGAGAACGAGCUGAAGAGAAACCAAAAGAUAUGCUGGUCAUACAGUAGAAGUAACAUUAACUCUGAAGCUCAUUCGUUCAUUGUACUUUGAUGUUUCAUUUCAUUUGUAAAGACUGCCUAUUUAACUAUGCACUCCUGCCUAUCAUCAUAUCGCUCUA
Molecule: messenger RNA, 1418 nt
Organism: Plectropomus leopardus (leopard coralgrouper)
Lineage: Eukaryota; Metazoa; Chordata; Actinopteri; Perciformes; Serranidae
Product: SAM pointed domain-containing Ets transcription factor-like
Biological process (GO): cell differentiation; regulation of transcription by RNA polymerase II
Cellular component (GO): nucleus
Molecular function (GO): sequence-specific DNA binding; DNA-binding transcription factor activity, RNA polymerase II-specific
Source: RefSeq, a predicted model, not a curated record